Jaculus jaculus (lesser Egyptian jerboa) is the source of this 2351-nucleotide messenger RNA. It is a transcript of the gene Dmtn, whose product is annotated as dematin actin binding protein. Gene Ontology annotation, cellular component: plasma membrane; actin cytoskeleton. Gene Ontology annotation, molecular function: actin filament binding. The coding region runs from base 57 to 1274 and encodes 405 amino acids. Gene Ontology annotation, biological process: lamellipodium assembly; actin filament bundle assembly; cytoskeleton organization. The record is from RefSeq and is a predicted model, not a curated record. The transcript has 15 exons. NCBI's taxonomy places the organism in Eukaryota, Metazoa, Chordata, Mammalia, Rodentia, Dipodidae.
GGAGCCGGGUCGCGCCUGACGCCUGUCCGCCCCGCGCGCGCCCCGGCCUCGGCGGCAUGGAGCGGCUGCACAAGCAAUCUCUUACCUCCCCUGGGAGCGUCAGCUCCUCCCGAGACUCCAGUGUGCCGGGCUCUCCCUCCAGCAUCGUGGCCAAAAUGGACAACCAGGUGCUGGCCUACAAGGACCUGGCUGCCAUCCCCAAGGACAAAGCCAUCCUGGACAUAGAGCGGCCUGACCUCAUGAUCUAUGAACCCCACUUCACUUAUUCCCUCCUGGAACACGUGGAACUGCCCAGAAGCCGGGAGCGCUCACUGUCACCCAAGUCCACAUCCCCCCCACCAUCCCCAGAGGUGUGGGCGGAGAGUCGGACCCCUGGGAUCAUCUCUCAGGCCUCAACCCCCAGAACCACAGGGACCCCUCGGACCAGCCUGCCGCAUUUCCACCAUCCCGAGACCACCCGCCCAGAUUUCAACAUCUACAAGAAGCCACCCAUCUAUAAGCAGAGAGAGUCCAUGGGAGGCAGCCCGCAGAGCAAGCACCUCAUUGAAGACCUCAUCAUAGAGUCAUCCAAGUUCCCUGCAGCACAGCCUCCAGACCCCAACCAGCCGGCCAAGAUUGAGACAGACUAUUGGCCGUGUCCUCCAUCGCUGGCUGUUGUGGAGACAGAAUGGAGGAAGCGGAAGGCAUCUCGAAAGGGGGCAGAGGAAGAGGAAGAGGAGGAAGACGAUGACUCUGAAGAAGAGAUUAAAGCGAUCAGGGAGCGUCAGAAAGAGGAACUCAGUAAGGUUACUUCCAACUUGGGAAAGAUGAUCUUGAAAGAAGAAAUGGAAAAGUCAUUGCCCAUCAGGAGGAAAACCCGCUCCCUGCCUGACCGGACCCCCUUCCACACCUCCAUGCAGUCGGGAACAUCUAAGUCCUCUUCUCUCCCUUCCUACGGCAGGACCACUCUGAGCCGGCUACAGUCCACAGAGUUCAGCCCAUCGGGGAGUGAGGCUGGGAGCCCAGGCCUGCAGAACGGAGAGGGCCAGAGGGGGAGGAUGGACCGGGGGAACUCCCUGCCCUGUGUGCUGGAGCAGAAGAUCUAUCCCUAUGAAAUGCUGGUGGUGACCAACAAGGGGCGAACCAAGCUGCCGCCAGGUGUGGACCGGAUGAGGCUUGAGAGACAUCUGUCAGCCGAGGACUUCUCCAGGGUCUUCGCCAUGUCUCCUGAGGAGUUCGGCAAGCUGGCGCUGUGGAAGCGGAACGAGCUCAAGAAGAAGGCUUCCCUCUUCUGACCACCCCGCUGGCCCUCCCUGUCCCCGAGGGCCCUGGAGCUGAGGCCACGAGAUCCCCCCCACAGCAUCUUCUUCCCCCCGAGGGCUGAGAGCAGUGGGAGGCAGAGCAGACACAUUGGGCUCUGCUCCUCAGGAAGAGGGGGAGCCUCGACCUCGGUAGGCCCAGGGCCCUGAGGUGUGGACUUCCUUCCCCGCAGCAACGGGCCAGGGCCUUCAUCCCGUCCCUGGUCCCCACUGCCUAGCCACACCCAGCCUGGACAGAGUCAGCGUUUGCACCCUCGCCCUGCCUGUCACUCACAUGAAAGUCCACAGAAGGGUGUGAGGAGAAACGAAGGGGGACUCGGUGUUCAGGCCUAUGUGCUGUCCUGCACGAGGUGGGGUCACUCAGCCAGGAGGGGACAGCUCCGGGACCCUAUGUCUGCCUGCCCCGGGGGGCUCCAGCCCAGUUCACUCCUUCUGAAAGCUCACUGCACUGGGGCGUCUUGCUUCUCUGAUGGGCAGGAGCAGGCUCCGGCCGGGCCUCCAACAAGGAGGCCGCCGUCCUCCUGGCUUGUCUGUCCUCUACUUGCAACUCCCAAGCUUCACGGUCUCUUGCUCCAGCCCCGGGGCCUCUGACGCCUUGGCUAAGAGUAGAGAUGCCACCUACAUAAUGCCUAGCCACCACCAGCCUCCAGACAAAGCCAGCCAGGAUGCCUCCUAGCACCCGCCCACGGCCUUGCCAGCCCAGGCCUCAGCCUCCCUUCAAGGGAAUGGCUCAAGAGGCCAGGCUUGGAGCAUCUCUGAGAGUCCUGCCUCCCAGCUCCCCUCAUUGCCAUGCAUCCUCCACUGUGCCCUCUACAGAAUGUAAUUUAUUGGGGUACCCCUGCUGCUUUCUUCACCUGACUCCCUGCCCUACCUAGUUGCACUCCUAGCUCCCCCUCUCUCCACAUAUGUAUGUGUAUAUAAUUAUAUAUAUAUUUUUGCCUAGGUCUGGUUUUGUUCCUACCCAGGCCUUGGCAUUCCCUUUCCACUGUGUGUGUGCUCAUGCUGGGAUGGGUGACUCUGUUUGGAAUUAAAGGUUUGCAUUGGGUCCCUAAA